AAUUUAGUUAUUAUUUUAACAAUUCUUGAAAAAAAAUGGGACGCAAAAUAACUGUGGCGGUAACUACGCUCAACCAAUGGGCUCUAGACUUUGAGGGUAACAUGGCCAGAAUUUUGCAGUCCAUACUGGAGGCUAAGGAUAUGGGCGCCAGUUAUCGAACUGGUCCAGAACUGGAGGUAUGUGGCUACAGCUGCGAAGAUCAUUUUCGCGAACCAGAUACUUUUCUCCACUCUUGGGAGACAUUCUUAGAAAUCAUGAUGUCCCCUUUUUGCGCAAAUAUGCUUGUGGAUGUGGGCAUGCCAGUGAUGCAUCAGAAUGUUGCUUACAAUUGCCGCAUAGCAUUCUUUAAUCGGAAACUGUUGUUAAUCCGUCCUAAGAUGGCAAUGUGCGACGAUGGCAACUAUCGUGAGUCCCGCUGGUUUACUGCCUGGACCAAAGCGCAGAAAACGGAAGAAUACUUGCUGCCCCACCUUAUUAAAGAACACACUGGUCAAGAAACGGUGCCUUUUGGUGAUGCGAUAAUUGCAACCCCCGAUACAUGUAUCGGUUAUGAGAUAUGUGAGGAGCUAUGGAAUGUUCGCAGCAAACAUAUAGAGAUGUCACUUUCGGGUGUUGAGAUAAUUGUUAACGGCUCUGGAAGCUAUAUGGAGCUUCGUAAAGCACACAUAACAAACGAUCUCAUUUGCAACGCAAGCUUUAAGGCAGGAGGUGCCUAUCUUUUCAGUAAUUUACGAGGCUGUGAUGGCCAAAGAGUUUAUUUUAAUGGUUGCUCUGCCAUAGCACUUAAUGGUGAAGUUUUGGCGCGGGGAAGGCAAUUUGCACUACAAGAUGUUGAAGUAACUUUGGCCACCAUUGAUCUGGAGGAAAUUCGUGCCUACCGAGUUAGUCUCCGGUCACGAUGUUCGUCAGCGGCCGGAGCAGUAGACUAUCCUCGAAUACGCUGCGACUUUGAGAUGUCUACACAUAACGACAUAUUUAAGGCUGCAACGCCAACACUGCAUUUUACGUAUUCAUCGCCAGAGGAAGAAAUCGAAUUGGGGCCAGCAUGUUGGCUUUGGGAUUAUCUACGACGUUCCGGUCAGGGUGGCUUUUUUUUACCACUCAGUGGAGGUGUUGAUUCCAGUAGCUCUGCAACAAUAGUUUAUUCCAUGUGCCGGCAAAUAGUACAGGCAGUUCAACAUGGCGAUGCGCAAGUGCUGUAUGAUAUACGCAAAAUACUUGCUGAUUCUGAUUAUACCCCCAUUAAUGCAGCAGCGCUAUGUAAUCGACUUUUAGUCACCUGCUACAUGGGAAGCGUCAACAGUAGCAAGGAAACGCGACGCCGUGCUGCUCAGCUGGCAAACCAAAUUGGCAGCUAUCAUAUUGAGAUUAGCAUCGAUUUGGCAGUAAAUGCACUGCUGGGGAUUUUUAAUGCAGUAACGGGACUGACACCAGUUUUUCGCACGCAAGGCGGUUGCGCUCGGCAAAAUCUGGCUUUACAAAAUAUUCAGUCCCGUAUACGCAUGGUAUUGGCUUAUAUAUUUGCUCAAUUAAUGCUUUGGGUUCGCAACAGACCGGGUGGCUUGCUUGUUCUAGGCUCAUCUAAUGUUGAUGAAUCGUUGCGUGGCUAUCUAACGAAAUAUGAUUGUUCCUCAGCGGAUAUUAAUCCUAUUGGUGGGAUAUCCAAGACAGAUCUACUAAGAUUUUUGUCUUAUGCAAAAAAAAAAUACAAUCUUACUGCACUAGAAUCUAUAAUCGACGCUCCGCCCACAGCCGAGUUGGAGCCAUUGCUGGAGAAUGGGCAGCUGUUGCAAACAGAUGAAGAAGAUAUGGGAAUGAGCUAUUCCGAAUUGAGCGAAUAUGGUCGCCUGCGCAAACAAUAUUUUUGCGGUCCCUACAGCAUGUUCUGUAGGCUUGUGUCUACAUGGAAAAGCGAUUUAACACCUAAAGAAGUAGCUGAAAAAGUGAAACAUUUCUUUCGCUGCUACGCAAUUAACCGACAUAAAAUGACUGUACUGACACCUUCAGUACAUGCGGAAAUCUAUAGUCCCGAUGACAAUCGAUUCGAUCAUCGGCCAUUCCUUUAUCGUGCAAAUUGGAGUUGGCAAUUUAAAGCUAUUGAUGAUGAGAUCGAUAAGUUGCAGUCUGCCUACGCUCCUUCAUCUACUCAAAUAAGGCCGAACAGCGAUGAUCUGGUGCCCUCACUUGACACCAGUACUCAGCAAUCUUUUCAUAUGGAUGACUCAAAGCACUCGUCACCAAUGUCCUCUGCAUCUUUCGAUGGUGUGUCUACUGCAGGCCAGUUGCCUAUUGACAAUGUCGAAAUGCAAGGUGCAAAACCCAGCGGUUUUUCAAAAGUGCACGUGAAUGUUCUUGGCAAACUUAAGGAUCGCACUGGUAUACCAGUCUAAUUAUUUGACUAUUAUAUCUUAA
Drosophila arizonae is the source of this 2412-nucleotide messenger RNA. RefSeq names its product NAD synthetase (gene Nadsyn). The record is from RefSeq and is a predicted model, not a curated record. NCBI's taxonomy places the organism in Eukaryota, Metazoa, Arthropoda, Insecta, Diptera, Drosophilidae. Gene Ontology annotation, biological process: NAD+ biosynthetic process. Gene Ontology annotation, cellular component: cytoplasm. Gene Ontology annotation, molecular function: glutaminase activity; ATP binding; NAD+ synthase (glutamine-hydrolyzing) activity.